Molecule: messenger RNA, 5398 nt
Organism: Homo sapiens (human)
Lineage: Eukaryota; Metazoa; Chordata; Mammalia; Primates; Hominidae
Gene: PCDHA8
Product: protocadherin alpha 8
Exons: 4
Coding region: 136-2988 (950 amino acids)
Biological process (GO): cell adhesion; nervous system development; homophilic cell-cell adhesion
Cellular component (GO): plasma membrane; membrane
Molecular function (GO): calcium ion binding
Source: RefSeq, marked reviewed
CUUUUCUCUGACAGCAUCUGUCUCUAAAGGCCGAACAACGGGAGAUGCAGCGGAAUUGGAUUAAAAGACUCUGAAAGUACAGUCGUUCAUCUUUAUAUUAAGAUAAUAUUUUCUGAUAGGAAACGACUAUUUAACAUGGAUUAUCACUGGCGAGGAGAGCUGGGAUCCUGGCGACUACUACUCUUGCUUCUGCUCCUCGCAGCCUGGAAGGUGGGGAGCGGCCAGCUCCACUACUCCGUCCCCGAGGAGGCCAAACACGGCACCUUCGUGGGCCGGAUCGCGCAGGACCUGGGGCUGGAGCUGGCGGAGCUGGUGCCGCGCCUGUUCCGGGUGGCGUCCAAAAGACACCGGGACCUUCUGGAGGUAAGUCUGCAGAAUGGCAUUUUGUUUGUGAAUUCUCGGAUCGACCGCGAGGAGCUGUGCGGGCGGAGCGCGGAGUGCAGCAUCCACCUGGAGGUGAUCGUGGACAGGCCGCUGCAGGUUUUCCAUGUGGACGUGGAGGUGAAGGAUGUUAAUGACAACCCGCCAGUGUUCCGGGUAAAAGACCAAAAGCUGUUUGUUUCAGAAUCCAGAAUGCCAGACUCUCGGUUUCCGCUAGAGGGCGCGUCCGAUGCAGAUGUUGGAGCUAACUCCGUGUUAACCUACAGGCUUAGCUCUCAUGAUUACUUCAUGCUAGAUGUGAAUUCAAAGAACGAUGAGAAUAAACUGGUUGAGCUCGUAUUAAGAAAAUCCUUGGACAGAGAGGACGCUCCUGCGCACCACUUAUUCCUGACAGCCACAGAUGGGGGCAAACCUGAGCUCACAGGCACUGUUCAGCUGCUGGUCACAGUGCUGGAUGUGAAUGAUAAUGCUCCCACUUUCGAACAGUCUGAAUACGAAGUAAGAAUAUUCGAAAACGCAGACAACGGAACAACAGUUAUCAAACUGAAUGCUUCUGAUCCGGAUGAAGGAGCCAAUGGGGCAAUUUCAUAUUCUUUUAAUAGCCUUGUUGAAACUAUGGUUAUUGACCACUUUAGCAUAGAUCGAAAUACGGGAGAAAUAGUGAUUCGGGGUAAUUUGGAUUUUGAACAAGAAAACUUAUACAAAAUCCUCAUUGACGCCACGGACAAAGGCCAUCCUCCCAUGGCGGGUCAUUGCACCGUUUUAGUGAGAAUUUUGGAUAAAAAUGAUAACGUCCCUGAGAUAGCACUGACUUCCUUAUCCUUGCCUGUACGUGAAGACGCUCAAUUUGGUACUGUCAUCGCCCUAAUUAGCGUGAACGACCUCGAUUCAGGUGCCAACGGGCAGGUGACCUGCUCCCUGAUGCCCCAUGUCCCCUUCAAGCUGGUGUCCACCUUCAAGAAUUACUACUCGUUGGUGCUGGACAGCGCCCUGGACCGCGAGAGAGUGUCGGCCUAUGAGUUGGUGGUAACCGCGCGGGACGGGGGCUCGCCUUCGCUGUGGGCCACCGCCAGCUUGUCUGUGGAGGUGGCCGACGUGAACGACAAUGCUCCGGCGUUCGCGCAGCCCGAGUACACGGUGUUCGUGAAGGAGAACAACCCGCCGGGCUGCCACAUCUUCACGGUGUCUGCGCGAGACGCGGACGCGCAGGAGAACGCGCUGGUGUCCUACUCGCUUGUGGAGCGGCGGGUGGGCGAGCGCUCGCUGUCGAGCUACAUUUCGGUGCACACGGAGAGCGGCAAGGUGUACGCGCUGCAGCCGCUGGACCACGAGGAGCUAGAGCUGCUGCAGUUCCAGGUGAGCGCGCGCGACGCGGGCGUGCCGCCUCUGGGCAGCAACGUGACGCUGCAGGUGUUCGUGCUGGACGAGAAUGACAACGCGCCGGCACUGCUGGAGCCUCGGGUGGGUGGCACUGGUGGCGCAGCGAGCAAGCUGGUGCCGCGGUCUGUGGGCGCGGGCCACGUGGUAGCGAAGGUGCGCGCAGUGGACGCCGACUCGGGCUACAACGCGUGGCUUUCGUAUGAGCUGCAGCCAGCUGCAAGCAGCCCUCGCAUCCCGUUCCGCGUGGGGCUGUACACGGGCGAGAUCAGCACCACUCGUGUCCUGGACGAAGCGGACUCUCCGCGCCACCGUCUGCUGGUCCUGGUGAAGGAUCAUGGUGAACCUGCGCUGACCGCCACGGCCACGGUUCUGGUGUCGCUGGUGGAGAGCGGCCAGGCUCCAAAAGCGUCAUCGAGGCAGUCGGCUGGCGUUUUGGGUCCGGAAGCGGCGCUGGUGGAUGUCAACGUGUACCUGAUCAUCGCCAUCUGCGCGGUAUCCAGCCUGCUGGUGCUCACGCUGCUGCUGUACACUGCGCUGCGGUGCUCAGCACUGCCCACUGAGGGCGGGUGCCGGGCGGGCAAGCCCACUCUGGUGUGCUCCAGUGCGGUGGGGAGCUGGUCAUACUCGCAACAACAGCCGCAGAGGGUGUGCUCUGGUGAGGGGCCACCGAAGACGGACCUCAUGGCCUUCAGCCCCUGCCUUCCUCCUGAUCUGGGAUCAGUUGAUGUAGGCGAAGAGCAAGAUUUAAAUGUUGAUCAUGGCCUCAAACCACGACAGCCCAACCCUGACUGGCGUUACUCUGCCUCCCUGAGAGCAGGCAUGCACAGCUCUGUGCACCUAGAGGAGGCUGGCAUUCUACGGGCUGGUCCAGGAGGGCCUGAUCAGCAGUGGCCAACAGUAUCCAGUGCAACACCAGAACCAGAGGCAGGAGAAGUGUCCCCUCCAGUCGGUGCGGGUGUCAACAGCAACAGCUGGACCUUUAAAUACGGACCAGGCAACCCCAAACAAUCCGGUCCCGGUGAGUUGCCCGACAAAUUCAUUAUCCCAGGAUCUCCUGCAAUCAUCUCCAUCCGGCAGGAGCCUACUAACAGCCAAAUUGACAAAAGUGACUUCAUAACCUUCGGCAAAAAGGAGGAGACCAAGAAAAAGAAGAAAAAGAAGAAGGGUAACAAGACCCAGGAGAAAAAAGAGAAAGGGAACAGCACGACUGACAACAGUGACCAGUGAGGUCCUCAAAUGGAAACAAGCCACUUAGCCAGUUUUUGUAAUAAUGGCAAAUCUCUCCCAUGUAGCAAUUCCCUGCUCCUUUUUCCUAUCUACAUGAGCCCUCUUAGAGACCUCAGAAAUCUGCAGAAAGUUCCCUGUGUCUGUCUAGAACGCAUUUAACAGGUUUUGUCGUAAAAGCUUUACUAAGUCUGGUGUUAACUCUUUCUCUCCACUCUGGCUUGUUUUCAGAACCUAAAAAGCAGACCCAAGUUUCCUUUCUCCUCCGCCGCAAAGGAGAGGCUUCCCAGCCCCGCCAGUGAGAGGUUGGACUCUCUGCCCUGUGCUCCGGGGAUCCUGUCUUGAUGACACUUGCAGGGCAGGCUGAAAAGUUUUGAGAUUGAGCAGCUUGGGAGUUUGUGGCCACUGGGUAUGUGUGGCUACCGCGGGUAUGCGAGUGCCAGAUAUUGGCUGAGACGAGCCAGCUUAGACUAAUUGGUACAAGGAAGGCAAGAAAACAAAGACAAAUAAACAGCGGAAGUUAUCAGUAUGGAGGGGAAGUGUAAACUUAAAGGGACCAGACUUUCUAAAUCUUACAACUCAAGAGGUGGCAGCCACCCUCUAGGAGACAAAACUACCCCCACUGACAAGGCUUUAGGAGACCCUAAAGUCUGUUGGCUGUGACGUCAUUAUACCUAAAAUCUGCAUCAUACCUGCAAGCCAACAGUUCAGUGUUUUAACAGAGAACCACCCUGGGAAACAGAAGCAGAUCUGAUGUGUUUCCUAUACAUGUCCUGUGCUCACUUUAUUAAAAAUUCUUUUGCACACAAUGUUUAUGAAAAGGCCAGAUCCUUUUCCAAUACUUAUGCAAAAGCAAAAGAAAACCCCGACACCUCACCUUUCGCUGUUUGUUGUUUCAUAGAUUUAUUUAAAAAAAGAGAAAGUCUAUAGCUAUAAAUCUUUAAAGAGAAAUAUGAAUACAAUUCCCCUAAACUCUCCUCAAAAGAGAAUUCAGUCUACAGCCAUUUAAAUGAUCAUUGCUGCUACAGAAGUGCUUUAAGAGAAUUGCCUGAAACAUCUGUAUUAUAUCGGCCACCUGCCAAUCACAGCUUUACUCUUUCAGGUCACUCUGGGGCUGCCUCUUGCAUGUAUUACUAAAUAAAAUGAUCUCUCUUUCUCUCUCUCUCUCUCUUUUCUAAGAAACAAUUAUGUGCACUUUGAUACACAACCUUCUCUAACCAACUAUAUAUCAAGACCCAAAAAUUGAAGAAAAAUAUUGUUUUCUCAUACAGUGAGCAGAUUUUUCAAUCUACUAAUUCUGUGACUUGUCUUGGUGUGCUAGCCUACACCUUCUCUUUGGUUUAGUUUUCCUUUUCUAUAACACUCUGAAUUGCUAAUCUUACUAACACCUAUGAUGUUACCUGAAAUCAAUCUCCCAUAUGUAUGCUGUAUGCUAUGCUAAGACUCCUGAAAUAUACUUACUCUGUGCUUGUGUAUGUGAAUGUUAAUGCAACUAUUACCUAGAGUGAACUUUAAGCUUUAUUGUUGAAUGUAAUUCCAUUAUAUUUCCUUUUGUACACCUGUGAAAAAGUGGAGUAGUGUUUUUUUAACCAUUGUUAAUCAGCUUUUGUGUAUGAAAGACACAGUAAAAUUUCUUUCUUAAAUCAAGAUACUGGUGAUUCAAGGAAUUUUAUUUAUGGUCCAGCCAAGAGCCAUCUCGUGCCAAGACUUCUGCUGGCAAGGGAAUGGAUAAAGCUGUUUUGUUCUAGUAACAAUUUUGGAAUGAAUACUGACAAUAUUCCAUGAGGGUGUGCAAGCACAAAUUUUACCAAUCUGACCUCUUUGAAGUUGCAGAAUGCUUUGAAAUUCUAAUGGUAUCUGAAAUAUCAGCUCAUAGAAAGUAACAAAAUUUGCUGUCACCUUAAAUAAGACAUUUUAAUUUUGUUAUAAUGUACAAUUUAGAAGUUUGAUUAAUUAUAUUAUCUAUUUAGGCAUUAAUAUAAAAGAGGUAGGAGUCUGUUAUUUAAAAAAAGCAUUAAAUUUAAAAAAAAACUGUCUUGUCUACUUUUAGCUUCAUUCUCCCAUAUUUUGAAGGGUGUGUAACUUCAGCUCUGCAGGAUUGCAUGGGGUAAAACUUGUUACCAACACAUGUGAACCAUUGCUACAUUGUAGGUUGUGAUCAUUUUGCCCCACUGAAGCCCAUGUAUCUGACCUUACGUGCCUUUUGAACUAGGAGAAUCGGGCUAAUUUAUUAAUGAUGAUAAUUAUAAUGUAUCUGUACAGCACUUUUUACAUUUGCGAAGUGCUUUCCAAUCCAUGUUAGUUACUAGUUAUUACAGCUGUAAGGAUAAAACACGUCAUGUGGAUUCAUUUUGAAUUGGUGCUAUUGGUAUUUCCUCUGUUAUUGCUAAUAAAUGAAAAUGGUGGUAUGAAA